GGAAAACUUCACCCACCCAGCUAACUUACUCCAAUACCGCGACCGUAACCGCCACCAUGACAGACUCCAUCUACGACGAGAUAGAGAUAGAGGACAUGACCUUCGACAAGGAGCGAAACCUGUACACAUAUCCUUGCCCCUGCGGCGACAGAUUCGAGAUCUUGCUGAACGACCUGCGCGAUGGGGAGGAGAUCGCCGUGUGCCCGAGUUGUUCCUUGAUGAUUCGGGUGAUUUUUGAGGCUGUGAGUUUUGUUGCCCUUCCUUCCCGUUGCGCUGUGUGGAGUAUGUGUGAGGGCUGAUGGGGAUGGGAUGGGUUUCUAGACUGAUUUGCCGAGUGCGGAGAAGGAGGGUUUGAAGGGGAAGAUGGAAACUGCGGUUGCGGUUGCAGUUUCCGCCUGAGUGGGAUUCGGGGGAUUGGAUUGGAUGCUUCUGAGGUGGUAGUUCCGGACAAGGGAAGAUUACGCUCGUAUAUCCGAACCCGGAUGUGCGGGCUAUGGGGUGGAUAUUUGUUUGCUUGUUGGGUUGUGCUGUACAGUACUCAUUUGGGCGUUCAACGGUUUCCAAAAAAAAGGGGGGGGGGAAGUCUUUGAAGUUUCCGAAAAUUAAAUAACUUGCACAAACCCGCUCACUUCAUAUGAAGACUUCUUUUUCUAGAAGAGCAAGGUUUUGGUAUUACGAUCCCCAGUAGCCCGUGUAUCGCCCGAGGGCGCAGAGUAAAGCUACAGAAGCCAGAAGGUGAGAAAAUAAGAGAGCUAGGAGAGCAAGAAGGAAAGGGACAGAGAAUCUACGAAUUCAUAGGAUCCAGCCCCACAAACCCAACCUUGGUUCCAACCUCCUCCUCCAAUAGAUCUUUCAUCCGACUCCCAUCCCGGGCUGACACCCAAUCGUCACAAUUCCAAUCGUACCGUUUCGGUCCGCUCACAGGGGAGCUUAGCCAUAUCUGCCUAUUAAAGGGCUGCUUGUUCAGGACAUAGAUCCCAUUUGGAUGGACGAGGGUUAAUACGCCGGACUAUCCUCUCGCCGUCAAUAGCUACAUUCCAGCAGAGAGAGAGUGUGUGUGCGGGUGCGCAGGGGGGGAGGGACAAACAUUGAACUCGACGUCAAUAUCAUCUCGUUCCUCUGUCAACCCCUCAAAUGCCCCACAUAGUAUUUCGAGACUUGCGUCGGCAAUGACAUGGUAUUCGUGCAUUUCCAGAAGCCGUGGUGGGGUGGCUUGAGUUGAGAACUUGCGGGGCUGAAAGGAGUGGCUUGAAGACACUUUGGCGGAAAGCAGGCGGGGCAGGAUUGCACGGUGGGUUAUUGUCCGGGUCAGGAGGGGGGAGGUGAGAAAUAUUGGUUUGGGGCGGAUGCGGUGCAGGGGGUGGCGGAACAUUGGAGAUACGGGAUUUGGGGUGGGGUUGCUGUUGCGCUGAUCGAUGGAUGGGUGAUGGUGGAGGAAGGUAGAGGAGGGUGGGAAAAGUGAUGACUGUAGGGGUCGAUGGAUGAUGACGGCGUUGCUGUUUGAGGCGCUUCUGAGGCUCUGUGCGGCUCUGUGCUAGGGAAAGGGUAGGCAGAUCAGGGGUUGUGGGAGGCUGCAGUUAAGCUCUGUUUCGCGCGGUAUGGAAGAGGCCAUACUGGUUGGC
This is a messenger RNA of Tuber aestivum (summer truffle), 1622 nucleotides long. The record is from the annotation of a GenBank genome assembly. Lineage: Eukaryota; Fungi; Ascomycota; Pezizomycetes; Pezizales; Tuberaceae.